Messenger RNA from Stylophora pistillata, 1446 nucleotides. RefSeq lists its product as uncharacterized. The record is from RefSeq and is a predicted model, not a curated record. Lineage: Eukaryota; Metazoa; Cnidaria; Anthozoa; Scleractinia; Pocilloporidae.
AUGGGAAAAUCCCGGUUGUCACCACUCAAGCUUCUUACUAUUCCUCGAUUAGAAUUGAGCGCAGCUGUUGUCGCAGCCAGACUGGACAAGAUCAUUAGAACUGAAACCGACCUACGGGUCGACGAGUUUGUGUUUUGGACCGACAGCACUUGCGUCCUGGGAUACCCCCGGAACGAGAGCAAGCGAUUUCAUACAUUUGUGGCAAAUCGAGAAGCAACAAUACAGGAGGUCGCGGCCGCCUUGCAGUGGAGACAUAUUGACUCCUCGCAGAACCCGUCAGACGACGCAUCUCAAAGGGACAUUGUGAAACAUGUUCAAGAAGAGAGUUUCGGAGAGGAAUUGGCCAUAUUAAAAAGGGCAUCAUCUACGCCAUCAUCAACACCCACCUCAGGUGAACAAAACUUAAAGUGUCAGGUCAAGAAAUCGAGCAACAUCGUCAAACUCGAUCCCCGGAUGAUUCACGUCUUGUUAUGUGUCCUGGGUACGAUAGCCAAUGGACCCUUCCAGCAGCGUGUGAAACAUUCAGUCAUUUUGCCAAAGUCUCACCGCAUUGUUCCCCUCAUCAUACGCCACUAUCACCCUGUUUCCGGUCAUUCAGGAGUGGAACAUGUCCUUAGUCUGAUGAUAGAGAAAUUUUGGAUUGUCGGUGCCAGAACAGUAGUGCGAAGAUAUCUAAACACCUGCGUUGCCUGCAAGAGAAGAAAAGCCCUCGUUGGUGAACAGAAAAUGGCAGAUUUCUCGCGGGACAGAAUUACACCUGACAAACCACCAUUUACUAAUGUGGGAGUCGACUGCUUUGGCCCAUUCCCGAUUCGCCGUGGAAGAACAGAAGUUAAGCGUUAUGGCGUGUUGUAUACCUUUUUGGUGGUGCGUGCCGUCCACAUAGAAGUGGCCCACAAUCCGGAUACCGCUUCAUUUCUAAACAGCUUUAGGCGAUUUGUCAUGAGGAGAGGAUCUCCGGAAAUGAUCAUGUCCGACAACGGUGGCAAUCUUGUAUCAGGAGAACGCGAACUGAACCGCUCUAUCAAAGAAUGGAACCAGGAGAAUAUUGCCAAUUUCCUACUUCAGAGAAAUUUCCAGUGGGUAUUCAACCCUCCAUGCGGGUCCCACCAUGACGGUCCAUGGGAGCGUUGCAUAAGGACAGUAAGAAAGGUCUUAAACGCGCUGGUUAGGCAGCAAGUACCAGAUGACGAAGGGCUGUCAACAUUCAUGUACGAGGCGGAGUCAAUCGUAAACAGCAGGCCCUUGACAAAGGUCUCAGAAGACGUCCGCGAUCUCGAGCCCCUCACGCCUAAUCACCUUCUCCUCCUUCGGUUUAGACUAUCGCUUCCUCCCGGAAUCUUUGUCAAGAAGGACAUAUACUCCAAGCGCAGAUGGAGGCAGGGUCAGUACUUAUCGGAUGUAUUUUGGCUCCGAUGGGUGAAGGAAUACCUCACAACCUUGUAA